Molecule: messenger RNA, 1565 nt
Organism: Scaptodrosophila lebanonensis
Lineage: Eukaryota; Metazoa; Arthropoda; Insecta; Diptera; Drosophilidae
Gene: Jheh3
Product: juvenile hormone epoxide hydrolase 1
Exons: 3
Coding region: 140-1537 (465 amino acids)
Biological process (GO): epoxide metabolic process
Molecular function (GO): epoxide hydrolase activity
Source: RefSeq, a predicted model, not a curated record
CGUUCGGCGCGCGGUUGUGCAUACUCGAUAAGCUCUCUUGUCUGUAUAGUACAAGUAUUUUUGAGCAUUUUGGGCAAAAUAUCAAAAGUGAAACUAAUUUAAAUUUCACUCAAGUGGGACGACUGGUCAUAGCAACGUUAUGAAGUGCCUGAUAGUAUUUGGACUGAUUGUCGCGUUUGUUGGCGCCUUUAUUGGUUUCGGUUAUCUGAAAUUUACGGAACUGACACGUCCACUGCCUAAGCCCCAGCUGGAUGCAAACAGAUAUUGGGGACCAGGCGAUGGCAAAAACUAUGUGCCGGACAAGAAGAUCUACGAUUUUAAUCUGCAGGUGCCUCAGGCGGAAAUCGAUGAUUUGCGGCAGCAGUUGAAUCGCACACUGCGCCUGACAGCCCCACUGGAUGGCGUUAAUUUUGAAUAUGGUUUCAAUUCACAUGCUUUGGAACAGUUUGUGGAAUACUGGCGAGAUAAUUAUUUGACCAAAUGGAGCACGCGUGAAGCGUAUUUCAACUCUUUACGUCAGUAUACCACCGAGAUCCAGGGCCUGCGCAUUCAUUUCAUACACGAACGUGCAUCGGAAGAGGCGGCCGCCACGAAAAAGGUUUAUCCAGUGCUACUUCUACAUGGCUGGCCGGGAUCCGUGCGCGAAUUCUACGAAUUUAUUCCCAUACUGACAAUGAAGUCUAACAUAACGGAUUAUGCCUUCGAGGUGGUGGCCCCCUCCCUUGUCGGCUACGGCUGGUCCGAUGCAGCUACUCGGACCGGAUUUAACGCUGCAGAAAUGGCCACCGUUAUGCGCAAUUUAAUGUUGCGUCUGGGCCACAAGGAGUUCCUCGUUCAGGGCGGAGACUGGGGCAGCAUUAUUGGUAGCAACAUUGCCACACUCUAUCCAGAGAAUGUCCUUGGCUAUCACUCUAAUAUGUGCUUGCUUAACUCACCGCUGGCUAUCUUAAAGGGCAUCUAUGCCAACUAUUUUCCGGAAAAGUAUUUGCCAUCACGUUUCUUUAUUGAACACCACUUUCCCAUUUGGGAGAAGUACAUGUAUCUGCUGCAGGAGAGCGGUUACUUCCACCUACAAGCCACCAAGCCAGAUACUAUUGGUGCGGCACUCAACUCCAAUCCUGUAGCUCUAGCCGCUUAUAUUUUGGAGAAGUUCCAAACAUCGACGGGCCCUGGCUUAAAUAAGGACUUUGGCGCUAUUAUUACCGUAUACACUCUAGAAGCAGUAUUGGAUAACCUUAUGGUCUAUUAUCUGACGAACUCGGCCACAACAGCGGGUCGUUUCUAUGCCGAGAACGUGGCUAAACCUUAUCGCGAUCUUCAACUAGAUCGGGUUCAAACCCCGGUACCUAUGGGCUGUGCGCGUUUCCGUAACGAUCUCCCAUCAGUCACUGACUGGCAACUACGCGACAAGUUCCCCAAUCUGAAGCAUAGUAGAUAUUUCCAACAGGGCGGUCAUUUUGCGGCUCUUGAAAUGCCGCCUAUGUUAUUUAAUGACUUUAUUGAGUUUGUUGAAAAUAUUGGCCUUGACAAACUAUAAAUAAAUUCUAUUUUAUGUGAACAAUAUA